GCACAUUUCAACUCGAAAAAUGUUGUGAAGAGGAGUCGUUGGAAUGGAGAGAAAUAUUUACCGGUUCGAAUGAACACGGCAAAACCACCGCCGUCCAUUUUCAUCUCGUCGCAGUUGCUAUUCAUCGUUCUAUUCACCUCCCGGGGAGUGUUUAUCUCGUCGUCUGAGACGAAGAAAGAGGGAAUGUGGAAGUGGUAGAGGGCAUCGUACUAGUUGCAUUGUUCUUGCGACAGGUAGUUCUUCGAGAUGAAGUCCUUUCGUGCUAUAUCGGAAAAAGAACUACACGGCCACCAAAUGUGCAGUAGUGGCAAGUACACAUAGUUCAUUCAUUGCCUCCGAAAAACAACUACCAACGAUAGUUCAUUCAUUGCCUCCGAAAAACCAUCGAUCGUUUCAAUGUUGUAGGCUGUCUGUUUGUUGGUUCUUCAGCAAAUAAGUAAGUAGAAACACCAACCCGCAACAUGUCGCAAGCUCGUCUGGAAUCCCUCCGGAAGGUGAUUCGAGAGGCUUUUGGGUUUUUCGACAAAUUAGGCAAUGCCACGGUCACACAGGAGGAAGUCGCUACGAUUAUGCGAUAUUUGGGGCAGUUCCCGUCAGAACAGGACGUGGUUGAGGUUAUCUUGCGGGAGAUACAGGUAGUGCCUACAUUUUUGUUGUUUUCAAAAGACUUCGUUUGUCAUGCGAGAUUUAUGGAGGUAAACCAGAGAAGAUUGAUUCGUGACUUGAUUUUUUGCAUGACAAGACGAAUUUCAUUCAGAACAUCUUCCGUGCCGAAAAAACAAUGUAAAAUACACAGGACGACGACCCGUCUAACGUCGUGAGCUAUGACGCUUUCGAGAAGAUUAUGCGAGCAAGGUACUGCUGAGUCGAGUGGUUUAUCUUGUACUAGCACCUUUCACUUUAUCGACAGAACAACUUGUGGCUCGCUUUCGGACAAUAUUAUUCAAGUCGCAUUUCUGUUUCUGAAGAUCCGCGUAGUAACUUGCACCAUGCUGAUGUACUACUUGAUCGUGGUCCAGCAGCGUAUCGCAUUGCAUGAGACCACUUGUUGCGGCUCAGCAUUUACUUCUUUUCCAUAGCGCUGAUGCUCCGGUGUUUGAUGGAAAGGGAAUACGAUCCAGACGACAGCGAGACACUCCUCGCGGCUUUCAAGGUAUAGACAAGUACUAGAAUCGGUUUUAUGCGUCAUUUGCAUGACAAUGAGCAACAGCUAUGCUGCCUCCGCAUGGGAAAUUUGCGGAGCAGAAUUUUGAAAUGCUGUGUGAACACAACUCCAGGUCUUGGACCCAGACGGAAAAGGGUACAUCGAGGUGGACAAGAUGAAAGAGUACCUGGGGUUAUGCCAAGUAAAAACCUUUCCACUCCAGAGUUGUCAUGCAAGUUGUCAUGUCUAAAAUGUUUCUUAUGCGCAGCCCCACGAGGAGCGUUUUCUGAUGCUGUUUUAUUGGGAUUGGUUUUUGUCAUGCUCGAAUCAGGAUGAGGUAGUGGACUUGUGAUGCGGUUGCACUAUCUAAGCAGGACUACCCCCUACGAGCCCUAACUUGUCAUGCACGACAGCCAAAGCUUGUAACUUUGUGUUUCGGAUCAUCACUCCCCAUCUUGACUACGGGGUGGGGUUGUUUUUACUUUGGAUGGAGGUCCGGCGCCGUUGGGUUUCGAGAAAAGGAGUGGGCAGAGUUUUACGAGUAUGCAAAAGACCGGGACCCAAACAACAUAUCCCACGAAAAAAGUGUUACAGUUACACAUUUGUAGUCAAUUGAGCAACACAAAUUUGUCUACCUGAGAGAGAAAACUUGCCAUGCGGAAAUCCUACGGGGAAACAAACACCUGUGAAAGGAGGUUUCUAUGCAUUUCCGGCAUGACAGAGCUCGUCUGUCUUGCCUGGCCUGCAACUGAGUGUGUAACGGUAGCACUUUUUUCUCAGGAAACAACACGAACCGGAUUUAUUACGAGGACUACGUCGCGAAGCUCACUUACUGUGAGAAAAAAUCCCCCCUCCCCAUAUCGAGACGAAGUUUCUGAUGCUGGAUUUCCGUACACAAAUGCGCGCUGUCUUGCAAUACGGCACCGCAGCCAGAUCCUCAGCCUAGGUUGGGGGGUUUGGGCCUAGUUGUUUCGCAUUACAAACGGCUGGCCCCUAGUCCCAGCAGCAUGCUAAAUCGGUUCCAUAAUGGCGGGGAAGCCUCUGCGCUUGUCCUCUUGCAAGACAGACGCUAUCUGUGGCCUCAAAUCAGCAACGCAAAUUUUCGGAAGCAUACCUGUUCGAUAUGGGGUGGGGGGAUUUUUCCUCUCAAGAUCACUACCUUUGUGGACAAGCACAUCGAAACCCUCUACGCGGACGCGAAAAAAUGAGAUGGAGUAGAGAAGUUUGCUGAAUUAUUUCUGUAAUUACUGCUGAAAAAAUGAACCGAGGGCGUGUUUCGGGCUUUCUGGAGAUGAGAUCACUCUUUGAAGACCGCGAACAAGAAGAAACAGUAUGAUAACUUGUUUGGAGGUGGAACAAAAUUUGAUUGAAUCGAUGAACUGGUACAAGAAUUUUGGCGGAUUUUUGGCGGGUCCUCUUAU
Messenger RNA from Amoebophrya sp. A120, 2565 nucleotides. The record is from the annotation of a GenBank genome assembly. NCBI's taxonomy places the organism in Eukaryota, Dinophyceae, Syndiniales, Amoebophryaceae.